Messenger RNA from Solanum pennellii, 438 nucleotides. RefSeq lists its product as uncharacterized. Lineage: Eukaryota; Viridiplantae; Streptophyta; Magnoliopsida; Solanales; Solanaceae. The record is from RefSeq and is a predicted model, not a curated record. Bases 1 to 438 code for a protein of 145 amino acids. The transcript has a single exon.
AUGUUGCCAUAUGCUUUGUUGGGUUACAGAACAACCGUCAGAACAUCGAUUGGAGCUACUCCAUAUUUAUUAGUAUAUGGAACAAAAGCAGUUGUACCUGAUGAAGUUGAGAUACCAUCCUUGAGAAUUAUCCAAGAAGUUGAGUUGAGUAAUGCUAAGUGGGUGAGCAAACGGAUUGAUAAGUUAACCUUGAUUGAUGAAAAUAGAAUGGUCGUUGUCUGUCAUGGUCAGUUUUAUCGACAGAGAAUGGUUAUUUCUUUCCACAAGAGAGUUAGAGCCAGAAUUUUUGAAAUUGGUCAGUUGGUGCUUAAGCGCAUUUUUCCUCAUCAAGAUGAGUACAAAGGGAAAUUUGCACCGAAUUGGCAAGGGGCUUACAUGAUUCGCAAGGUAUUAUCUGGAGGUCCUUUGGUCCUAUCGGUGAUGGAUGGCACUGCAUGA